AUGCCCCAGUCUCAUGUAGAGUCAAAAGCCUGCUCCGAAGCUCAUGUUUCUGAAGGAGCUGGCCAGGACAUGGCCUGGGCACCGAAGCUUGGCUCGAAGGCCAAAGAGGUCAAUGGAGAGCAGGCGGAGGCUGCCGACUCCAUGCCCAGUGGUUUCCCUUACUAA
Molecule: messenger RNA, 165 nt
Organism: Cladocopium goreaui
Lineage: Eukaryota; Dinophyceae; Suessiales; Symbiodiniaceae
Source: the annotation of a GenBank genome assembly